Drosophila mauritiana is the source of this 1054-nucleotide messenger RNA. Its product is annotated as protein Aster-B. The record is from RefSeq and is a predicted model, not a curated record. Gene Ontology annotation, molecular function: sterol transfer activity; sterol binding. NCBI's taxonomy places the organism in Eukaryota, Metazoa, Arthropoda, Insecta, Diptera, Drosophilidae. Gene Ontology annotation, biological process: intracellular sterol transport. Gene Ontology annotation, cellular component: endoplasmic reticulum-plasma membrane contact site; endoplasmic reticulum membrane; plasma membrane. Bases 32 to 1012 code for a protein of 326 amino acids. The transcript is spliced from 2 exons.
AUUGAAGAUGACUAAGAACAUUGGCUAAAAUAUGAAGUCGAUUCAGGCCCGGUUAAGCCACCGAUUCCGAAAACCUUUGGCGAUGGACAAGCCGUCUAGCAGCAACAGCAAUCGGAUGAGCAGGAGCACUUCGAACUGCAGGAGCCCUGCCAUAGUACGUGGUCCGCUAAGCUCUGAGGAAUUUCAGGACCCGGCAACGGCAGUUGCCACACACCAACGGCUUUUCUGGAGCGGCCAGCGCGGCUCGACGGCGGGCAGGGAUGAUAAGAACAAGCCUGAUUCGACCGCCGCCGCCGGAAAAAAGAAGCCACCAACGUCGACAAGGCAGUCAAAUUUUACUCAGACGGAAAGGAGUCGGACACAACGCAAGCUUAGUACGCGGAGCACGCGGUGCAAUUCGGUGGCAGUUACGGCGCUGGUCAGCAGAGAAAACAUACCACAAACAUCCGGGUACAGAAGGCCGGAGGACCUGACCGCUCGGUGCAGUGCGUCGCACGAGGGGCGCAAGCUUCUGCAGGAGCGGCUGACGGUGCGGGUGGACGCACUGUUCAACAUGCUCUUCUCUGCCUCGCCGUUCCUGCAGAGCUUCCAUGAGCGGCGCAAGUCCACCGAUCUGAAUAUGGGCGUCUGGGCACGGAAUGCCGGUGGCCAAAAUCAGCGCACUGUCUCGAUGACUGUGACACUUCAGGCGAACGUUGGUCCCAAAACUGCCAAAAUUACCGAGACACAGACCAUGCGCGAGUGCAGCCAACCCGGCCAACUGUACUCGAUCGAUGUGCAGAGCGUCAACGCAGAUAUCCCCUACGCGGACACCUUCGUCGUCCUGAUGCACUUCUGCCUGAAGGCCACCGUGGAAGAGCACACGGACGUUUUGGUCUUUGCCCAGAUCCAGUUUCUCAAGUCCGUGUGGGCAGUGGUCAAGACCUUUAUCGAGAGGAACGCGUACGCGGGUCUCGAGGAGUUCUGUCAAUCUCUAUACAGCGCCCUACUGAUUGAGAUUAGGAAGAGGUAGGCGGCCAGAUUGCUUAAAUACACAUCAAAAUAUUUGACGGUC